Molecule: messenger RNA, 312 nt
Organism: Paraglomus occultum
Lineage: Eukaryota; Fungi; Glomeromycota; Glomeromycetes; Paraglomerales; Paraglomeraceae
Source: the annotation of a GenBank genome assembly
AUGUAUCUGGCGAAUACAACAUUUGGAACCGAAUUGGUAUUGAAAGAAGGUCUAGACGAAAUAGGAUGUAGAGAUCGACGGUAUCCUGGGAUGGGACUCAGAAUAGUGUUGCCAUCUGAGAAGAAAAAAUCGCCGCUUCCAUCUCAUUUCACGCAACUACCUCCAGAAGAAUAUACUAUACGAAGGAUACUCCAUGGUGUACCCGAGGGAAUAAUCGACUUUCCGCCUGGCGAGGCUUUUCCGUUACAGUCUAAUUUCGACUACAUGGACGGAUUGAUUUUCGAAAAGGCUGUUACUUGGGACAAGAACUGA